GAUGAAGGAGAGGGAGGAGAAAGAGCCAAAGCAGGAAGGAAGGAAGGCAGGCGGAGUGAAGGAAAGAGAGGUAGGCUGUGAAUGCUAACAAGCCCGUGGUAAUCGUCCAUAGCUUCCCAAGCAUGUUGUAAUGGAGAGAAAAGACAAGCACCAUUAAGCUAGCUACUAUGCACGAGCACCUCGGUCUCCUCCGCGUGCAAGUGCCGCUGCCUUGCAGCCGUCCGCACGUUUGAUCCAGCGAGUUUAAAAAAAACAAACGUCUUUUCCCCCCGGCUGAGUGAAAUGUAUCGCGACUGUUCGGGAACUACACCGUGACAAUGGAGAUUGAAAAUAUCGUGGCCAACACGGUUCUCCUCAAAGCGAGAGAAGGUGGAGGAGGGAAGAGGAACGGUCGCAGCAAGAAAUGGAAGGAGAUGCUCAAACUACCCCACAUCAGCCAGUGUGAGGAGCUGCGUCGCAUUAUCGAAAGGGACUAUACGAGUCUAUGUGAGAAGCAGCCCAUUGGCCGGCUUCUAUUUCGUCAGUACUGUGAUACCAGGCCAGAGCUGAAGCGCUGCAUCGAAUUCAUGGAUGCUGUGGCCAUGUAUCAGCUAGCACCCGAUGAAAAGCGGAGACACUGCGGAUUGAAUGUUUUAGACACUUACUUCAAUAAUGGGUCGGCAGCCCAUUUGCCAGGCGUACCCCAAGAUGUGGUGGCGGGGUGCCGGGAGAGACUUGAACAGAGUCCUUGUAAAGAGCUCUUCAAUGACUGCACCAAAAUAGUUCGUGAUUAUCUAAGUGGCACACCAUUUUCCUCCUACCAGGAGUCCAUGUACUUCUCUCGCUUCCUGCAGUGGAAAUGGUUGGAGAGGCAACCAGUAACCAAAAAUACCUUCAGGCAUUACAGAGUACUAGGAAAAGGUGGAUUUGGCGAGGUUUGUGCCUGCCAAGUGCGCGCCACCGGUAAGAUGUACGCCUGUAAAAAGCUGGAAAAGAAACGAGUGAAGAAAAGAAAAGGUGAAGCAAUGGCUCUAAACGAAAAACGAAUUUUAGAAAAAGUUAACAGUAGUUUUGUAGUUAGUUUAGCAUAUGCCUAUGAGACCAAGGAUGCCCUGUGCCUGGUGUUGACCAUAAUGAAUGGUGGUGACUUAAAAUUCCACAUCUACAACAUGGGCAACUCUGGCUUUGAUGAGCAGAGGGCCAUCUUUUACGCUGCUGAGAUCUGCUGUGGCCUUGAGGACCUGCACCGUGAGAGAAUAGUCUACAGGGAUUUAAAACCUGAAAACAUCCUUUUGGAUGAUCGUGGGCACAUCCGCAUUUCAGACUUGGGUCUCGCCGUGCAAAUUCCUGAAGGAGAGACGAUACGAGGGAGAGUAGGCACUGUUGGAUACAUGGCUCCUGAGGUAAUCCAGAAUGAGAGUUACACUUUCAGUCCAGACUGGUGGGGUCUAGGCUGCCUUAUCUUUGAGAUGAUCCAAGGCCAGUCGCCCUUUCGCAAGCGCAAGGAACGUGUCAAGCGGGAGGAGGUGGACAGACGAGUGCGUGAGGAUCAGGAGGAGUACUCCGAUAAGUUCUCUGAAGAGGCAAAAGAUAUCUGCCGACAGCUGCUGGCUAAAGAUCCCAAGCAUCGCCUCGGUUGUCAGGGUCGAGGCGCCGUAGAGGUCAGGCAACACUCUAUCUUCAGAAACAUCAACUUCAAGCGAUUGGAGGCGAACAUGCUGGAACCUCCUUUCAGCCCCGAUCCUCGUGCUGUGUACUGCAAAGAUGUCCUGGACAUAGAGCAGUUUUCCACUGUCAAAGGUGUGAACCUUGACCCCACCGAUGACGACUUCUACCACAAGUUUGUCACAGGAAGUGUCUCCAUCCCGUGGCAAAAUGAGAUGAUUGAAAUGGAGUGCUUCAAAGAAAUCAAUGUCUAUGAGACUGAUGGGACGUUAUGUUCGGACCUGGACAUGAACCGGCCUAACCCUCCACCAAAGAGAGGUUUCUUCUACCGCCUGUUUAGAAGAGAGGCAAGUGCUAGUGCUCCGGCAACUCUCCGAGGGGGUGGGGGCUAAGGUCUGUUUUAAGAGCGGUUACAGUGACGACGAGUUUGAGGAGCCCUCGCGACUUUAAACCACUCCCCCCCCCCCCCAAAAAAAAAAAACCCCAACCCUCUCUACACCCUUCCCUCUUUGCCGCUGAUCUUCACCGUAAACCCCAGCCGAGUGCGAAUCUUAGGAACUCAGUGAAUGUUGACCUGUAUUUAUGAGCUGUAUUAAAAGUGUAUUAUAAUUAAAGAAAAAAAGUAUGAGUUUAAAGAUUUUGUACCUUUGUACUUGAAUUUAUGUCUAGAUGUAUAUUUUCACUAAAGGUUGUAUUGUACAAAAAGCCAUAAAAGUACCACUUGAAUGCAUACAUGACAUUUUCAUUUUAUUGUCUUCGGGAACGAAUAUGGAUAUUGUUUCUUUUGGGUAUUUUUUGUUUAUUUCCUUUUAAAGAAGCACAGUACAAGUUGUCUUAUCAAUGUAGCAUAAGGCUUUUUGUUUUGUUUUGUUUUUUUAAAGUCUGUAUGUUUAGCAUUGAUUUGGCCAAUGAGAUGUUUUUAGAACAUCGGAUCCACUUUAUCCCAAAUUAACUCCAUUGCCUCCUUAACCUUCAACGCUCAGGUACAUCUGAAUGAAUUCUGUCAAUUAUGGAGUACAAAUCUGUUCACAAUUACUGCGUUGUCGCUUAACAAUUUUACAGUACGUUAACAAAGUCCCUCCCACUCCUCUUGAUUGACGCUUAUACGUCUGGCCAACGUAUACCUCGUCCCAAGUUGUGCUGGUCUCGACAGCAUUGCAGUUCCAUGUGCCUGUUGCAACUUGUAUUGAGCAGAUAUGCACAAUAAUAUCAGAUAUCAGGCCUUGUUUCCCCCUCCGGAGCACAACUCUUCAAAAAAUAUCAUCUUUUAAUCCCCAAAGGAAAAGCUAUGGGGGAUUUCUUGAUCCUUGGCCAUCCGUCUGAUCUUUUUCAUUCUAAUCGUUCUCACACAACUCUCCCUUUGUAUUGCUGCCCUGGUGAAUUCAUCUUGGAGACCUAGAAUAAUGAGGAAUGAUGUCAUAAGAUGAAAAAUCUGUCCUGCAUCUGAUAAUUACUCCAUUAGUUCUUAGCCACUGUAGAGUUUCUGUGCAGUAGAUUAUAAAUAGUUGGCCACAUAUUUCACCAGUAGAGAAUAUGCAGCUAUAUGCGGUGAUUUAGGAUGUGUUUAUGCUAGAUGAAGAGAACUCUGUUGUUAUAGUGCGCACUGUUUACGCUUCCAUGUACAGUAAGUAGUAUGUUCUCUAUUAGAAAUGACUGGGGUGCUUUCUUGUAUGGAUAAAGGCAGAGAAUGCAGGAUUUGAAUCCCCUUCUAGUUCCAACAAAAUUGAGUUUAGAGAUUUUUCUGAUUUUCUUGCAUUUAGGACUCAAUUUUGGAUUUAUGUGGUUGCUCCCAAAAAGUACUUGACGUUUAGAGAUGCCAUACGAAGUGGUCGAUGUAAUUUCCAAUCAUCCGUUUUUAAUUCUAAGAAUACUCCGUUUUUACUCAUUAGCUCACUGUGGACAUUGUGUCAUAUAAAAAUACUGCUUUUCCCUUCAAUGCAUUCUAGCAAUUUUGAUUUAAAUUAAUAAGGAACUUCAGACGUUUUAGGUUUAUGUUUCUGCAGUUUUUUCCCCCCCAUUUCUCAUCAAUUUGCUAAAAAUCAAUUGUCUGCAUUUUCUUUUCCUGAAAUUUAAGUUAACAAUAAUGGAAAUACUUUAUUUGUAUGUGCACAGAAUUUCACAAAUGUCAUAGAUGACUGCGUGUGUGCAUAUAUGAACCCCUCCCAGUUUGGUUUUCUUUUUCUCUAAAAAAAAAAAAAAAAAAGUCCGCCAUUGCACAUUCCAUAAUGACCAUUGAAACGUGCCAUGUAUUUGUUGCUGUCUUGAGUCGUUUUGUUUGUCUUUGUUGCACUCAGGCAUGCUCUCAAGCUGACUUUCUUGCCUUUGUAGAUUUUAGCCUUUUUAGUACUUCUAGCCUCAAAAACUUUGUGCAUUUAGAAUAAAGCUGUAAAACUCACUUGCUCUCAUACAAAAACUAAUGGCUGCACCUACAGUAUUCACCUGUCAGGUCAGUAAUUAUUCCUCCAUCAAACAUUCAUUGCACUAGGAUGUGUUUGUGUUUUUUGGGUAGAUUAUAUCCCAAAAAUAAUUAAAUAUGGUAUUAUCUGAAAAAGAUUAAAGGAGGACCAAGUGUCUUCAUAGUAUGUGCCAAUUGCGAGAAAUACAUUUGUGACAUAAGACCUUUUUUACACUUCUCAUGCUUCCGUCCGUCCAUUCUGAGAUCAAUUCCUUCACGUAGAGAAACUUUAAACUGCUCAAAGGUUUUGAAUGUCCGCACUAAGUGCAUUGUAAUGCCUGUUUGAACGAAAUACAUACGUUUUAUUACGCAAGCAUGUAUUGUAAAUGAUGACAUUUUAGUGCCAACAUAUCUUUGAUAUUCGAGGGCAGUUUAAAAUGACAAGGUGACCUGUAGAGAUGGCCUUGUUUGAAUAUGUUGAAUGCAUUCCUUCUCAGAUUGGAUUUAGCCGUUCCAAAUGGGGGUCAGCCUCAGCAGUAACACCUGAGCAAGAGAGCCUCAAUUCCUUGAUUUUGCUCGGGUCUAGUCAAUAUAAACCAGGAGAACCACUUGGGGAUUCUCAUUCUGUCUAGAUGUGUGUGCAAAGGUAUUUCAAGGAAAGCUUUACUUGUAUUCCAACAGGGCCUGGGACUUUUUUGAUUAUUGUUUCCCCCCCCCCUCUCCUUUUCCCCCUUUUGUACCUGUACAGUCAUGUUGUUCAACCACUGCAGUCAUUGUUAAUUCUUGUACAAGUUGUAUCACUGGUUGUUGUACCAUAUCUUACAUUUGUAAUUAUGAAACAAUACACUGCCAUUUGUAUAAAAUUCA
This is a messenger RNA of Syngnathus typhle (broad-nosed pipefish), 4906 nucleotides long. It is a transcript of the gene grk4, whose product is annotated as G protein-coupled receptor kinase 4. Gene Ontology annotation, cellular component: cytoplasm. NCBI's taxonomy places the organism in Eukaryota, Metazoa, Chordata, Actinopteri, Syngnathiformes, Syngnathidae. The coding region runs from base 318 to 2036 and encodes 572 amino acids. The transcript is spliced from 16 exons. The record is from RefSeq and is a predicted model, not a curated record. Gene Ontology annotation, molecular function: G protein-coupled receptor kinase activity; ATP binding. Gene Ontology annotation, biological process: signal transduction; regulation of signal transduction; protein phosphorylation.